This is a messenger RNA of Chlamydomonas reinhardtii, 5869 nucleotides long. RefSeq lists its product as uncharacterized. Lineage: Eukaryota; Viridiplantae; Chlorophyta; Chlorophyceae; Chlamydomonadales; Chlamydomonadaceae. The transcript is spliced from 11 exons. The record is from RefSeq and is a predicted model, not a curated record. Bases 341 to 5146 code for a protein of 1601 amino acids.
AUUCAUCUAGCGCGUAAUGACAAGUUCCUGACAGCCCUCAAUCGAAAGCUUUCACCGCGCGAGCCCGAAAAAUACUGAAAGGGGGGCCUCGAGGUGGGCACGGAGCCAGCGCAGAGGCCGCUCGCGUCAGUGUUGAUUUCGCUCAGCUCACUCACGGCGCUGGCGGCUAGCACAGCCACGUUGCAGCUGCCGGGAGGAGGCUUUCAGGCUCGACAAGUCGGGGCGCGCAACGAGCCGCCGGUUAAACUUCCGGAGCCGCCGCCGCGAUCGAUCGGGAAGCGUCUAUUGACAGUGUCAUCCCAGAAACAGCUCUUCCAGCAGCAAUUCGAGCACGGCCUAUAUGCUAGUCAUGCCAGCACCUGCCGCCCAGGCCACCGACACGCCUCCCCCGCCGCCCCGGAGCUCCUUCCGUGGCGAGUCCGACCUCCUCGGCGGCUGUGGCGGCGGCGGCUGUAACAGUGACAGUAGCAGCCAGGCCGACGGCUGCAGCCGCCGCGGCGCCCUCGGUGCGCUGCUGCUGGCGCUGCCGCCGCGUGUGCUGGCGGCGGGACUGUCGGCAGUGCCCGUGCGGCCGCUGACAGUCGGUGGUCGCGGCGCCUUCAGCGGCUGGUGGCAGCCGCACCGCCGCACCUGGUCCGCGCCCACGCAGGCAGCGGCCGUGUGCACGCAGCCGACGGACGCGCCCGCAGCUGCGCCGCCGGCCGGCCUGGCCACCACUGCCGCUGCUCCGGCGGCUGCGGCGGCUGCAGUGGACCAGGCGGCGGCUACUCCCGCGCCUGCGGCGGCGGCGGCCCAGCAGCAGCAGGCACCGCUGCAAUCAGAGAUCCAGCCAGCUACAGCCUCCGAGAUGGAGCCGGAGCCAGAGCCGCCGGGGGCCUUUGCAGUUGCGGCGGCGGCGGCCCUGCCGCUGCUGGACCUCCCGCCUGAGCUGUCGGGGCCGCCGUCGCUGGCCUACGGAGAGAGCUUCACAUCCACCACCGUCCUGCAGACGGCACCGGCGGACCCCGCCCUGAGCGCGUCGCAGCUCCCGCCCGACUACAACCGGCGCGCGACGCUGCUGCUACUGCGCCUGGUCGCGGCGGCGGCGGCGUUCGCGGCUGCAGCUGCCGGCCUGGCGGCGGCGGCGCUGUGGCUGGUGGGCUGGCGGCAGCUGCUGGUACUGCUGGUGGCGGCGGAGGCCGCGUUUGCGGUACAUUACAGGCGCAAGUAUGCGAUGCUGAACGCGCAGCCUGCCCGCCACGCGCCCGAGCACCACGACCCGCUGGCCGCAUUCCAGCGCCUGCUGCAGGUGUGUCAAUACUUUAGUGCCAAGAUAGACGCGCGCGUGUACCUGUCCACCUGGUUCUGCGGCGCUGACUACCGGCUGAUCCGGCGCGACAACGUGGCCGAACUCAUCGCCUACGGGUUCUGGUACAAGAGCAGGUCUGAGAUGGAGGCCGCCGGCCUGGGUCCGCUGCUGCGGCAGUGCGUGUCGGCUCUGGAGUGCGCCUUCCGCAUCUCGCUGCCGCCCGGCCACCAGCCCGGCCUGCGCUGCAUGUACCACCUGUGGGAGCCGCUGCGGACCAUCUACCGGCCCCUGACAUUCUACGCCGCCACAGAGGCGCUGGCGCUGCUCACGCAGGCGCUGCUGCUAGCCAUGGGAUGCAGCCUCAGCAGGCAGAGCACGCCGGUGGCGGAGGAGACCGCGGCGGCGGGAGGCGGGGCGGGAGGCGGGGCCGGGAGGGGGCUGGGCAUGCUGGUCGCCACGGCGGGGCUGGAGCGGCCGGCGGCCGCAGCCACCCGUGUCGCCGGGACUGUAAGCGAGGUGGCUCGCGCUCAUGGGGAGCGGAGCAAGGUGGACCGCUCCGGCACCGGCAACAGCAUCGCCACCGCCGCAGCCGCCACUGGUGCUGGGGCCAGCGGCUUGGGCCAGCAGCUGGCGGCGCCUCCUCCUCCGCACGGUCCGGAGCCGCUGGUCCUAGCCUCAUGGGCCUCCGACCGCUCCACCGCAUCCCUCACCUCGCGUGCAACCCACCUCACCGGCAGCAGCAAUAACAGCAAUGGCGGUAGCAGCGACAGCAACCGUGGCAGCGGCAGCGAGGGCGGCAGCAGCUCCGCUGAAGGCGCCAGGGACGCCAGCAGCUGUGGCGCUGGUGGUGGUGGCGCUGGCGGUGGUGGCGGUGCUCGCCGCUGGGGGCGGGUGCGCUGGCCUGCAGUCGUGCUGGGCGUGCUGUGGCGACGGCGGGACACACGCCAGCCACCCGCUCGUGCUGCGGCCCCUACGGCCGCCGCAACGGGUGCGGGAGGUGGUGGUGCUGUGCCGCCGCUGACGCCCGUCCUGCUGCUGCACGGUGUGGGGCUGGGGCUACUGCCGUACGUCAACUUCAUCCGCUGCCUGCUUGCUGCUGGUCUGCCGCUGGUGGCUCUGGAGUACAAGCACGUGAGCAUGCGGCUGUGCUCCGUCAUCCCCUCCGCCGACGACAUAGCGCUGGCCGCGGCAGCGCUGCUGUCGCGGCUGGGCGUGUCGGGGGCGUGUGUGGUGGCGCACAGCUACGGCACAUUCGUGGCGUCACGGCUGGCGCAGCUGCGGCCAGACACGCUGCAGAGCCUGGCGCUUCUAGACCCCGUGUGCUUCGGUAUGUUCAUGCCUCACCUUCUUGCCAACUUCAUCUACCGCCAGCCCCGCACCAGCUCGCUGUCGGUGUGGGCCAAAGACGUGCUGUUCAACUUCGUGUCGCGGGACCUGCACUGCGCCGCCGCACUGUGCCGCCGCUUCUACUGGAGCGACGUAAACCUAUGGCCGCAGGAUAUUCCCAGCCGCACACUGGUGGCUAUUGGCGGAAACGACCAACUCAUUCACGUGGACGAGGUCCUGGACUUCAUCCAGCACUACGCCGCCAAGAUCCUGUACCACCACAAACACGCGCACGCCGAGCUGCUGCUAGACACAGCCUGGCAGCAGCAGGUCAUCGCUGACAUAUACCUGAUGGCGGGCUCGGGCGCCGGCGCAGCGGGCGCACGCGAAGUGGAGCGGCGGCUCACCGCCAUGCCCGCGGCGGCGGUGCGGCGCACACCUACCCUCUCUGCCGCUGUGCUGGCGCCGACACCGAACCCGGCCGUGGCCGCUGGUGCUGCUGCGGCCGCUGCUGCCGCCGCUGCGGCUACUGCUAGGGCGCGCGCGACGGCGGCGGCGGCGGCUGCUGACGCGGCGGCCCCUGGCGAGGAGGUGGGGCCGCAGGGUCUGGCUGGGCUGGCGGCGGUGCCGGGUGUGGUGCGCCGUGUCACCACCCGCAGCUUCAGGCUCAUGCACCAGCCCACGCAGCCGUCACCGCAGCCCACGCAGCCGCUGCAGCAGUCGCCGCCGGAGGGGGCACAGGCUCGGGCUGGGCAGGCGGCAGCGGCUGGCGGCGGGGGCCAGGUGCUGGUGGAUGCGUCGCAACACGCCCAGCCGUGGCAAGGAGGGACCGAGCAGGAGGCGGCGGCGGCGAGUGAGGAGGACGUGGCAGCGCUGGCGGCGGCCCUCAGCGCCCAGAUCGGGGCUGCCAGGAGGAAGACGACGCUGCCGUUGGCGGAGAAGCCAGCGCUGGCGGAGGCGCCGGCCGCGGCUUUGGUGACCCCUGGCUUGGGGCUGGCGCCCGCGCCUGCCGCGCCCAUGCCGGCAUCUGCGUCAGCACCGGGUCAUCAGCAGCAGCAGCUGCCACCUGAAUAUGCGGUGGCGCCGGCGGCGCCUGCAGCGGUGCCUGCUGUGGCGGGUGUGUCGCGCCGCGAGUCUGUGGGCGCCGUCGUGCGCAAGGAGUCCAGCGGCAGCUGCAUCUGGGCCUCAGGGGCGCCGCGGCCGGGCCCUGGCGGUCCCGCAGGCGGCAGCGGCAGGCGCGGACCCGGCGCCGCGGUGGGCGCGGCGGAGCGCACCCUCAGCCUGGGCUGCUGGCCCGAGGGACUUGCCUUUGCGGCCUGCGGUGGUGAGCUACCUGUGGUGCCGCCGCCGCCGCAUCAGCAGCUGCCCGCAGUGGGCCGGCGCCUGACUGCCUCCGCCGUGUCCGGCUCCCAACUGGACGGGCUGCUGCUGCUGGAGCUGGCGGGGGCCGGCCUCAACCGCUCCAUGCUCAUACAGCAGCAGCGCCAGCAGCAGCAGCGUCAACUGCAGGCGCAGACGCAGCAGCAGCAGCUAAAGCUACACGAAGCGGCAGGCGCGCCUCCGCGGCUCAGCGAUGCAGCAGCGGCGGCUACAGCUGCUGCCAACUCAUCAUUGGCGACGCACCGCGCCGCGGCAUCCACACAUGCAGGAUGCCCUGAGGCCAGCCGCCCGGCGGCUCCCGCCGGCGACUCGACAGCUGCCGGCGACGGCGGCGCCACCCACGCUGCGGCGGUUGGGCCUGCCGCUGAGCACCACCCUGUGCCGCACCACCCCUCCUACCUGCACACGCAUCGCCGCGCACACGCCGCUCACUCGCACCACCACCAGCACCGGCAUCACCGCCUGCGCCCGGCCGCGGCUGCUCCGCGCGGACCAGCAGCGGAGGCCGCUGGGCCCGCGUCGCCGCCAGGCCAGCAGCACCUGCAGCACCAGCGGCAUGAGCACCUGCAGCCGCCAUUGCCGCUGUCGCCAUUGCCGCUGUCGCCGCUGUCGCCACUGCGGCUCACACUGCAUCAGUGCUGCCCGCCGAUGCCUUGCAUCGCUGAGGACGGUGGUGCGCCGCCGGCUGCUGCUGCAACGGCUGCGGCGGCUGUCGGGGACGCGCAGAUCGGUGUCGUAGUGCCGGGUGUCCGGACCAGCACCAGUGACAGCGACAGCACGAGCGCCAGCACCGGCAACGCUGACAGGCUCGAGCCUCAGCCGAGCGACAAGCAAAGCAGCGGCCCAGUCGGCAGCGAGGACAGCAGCCCGUACAGUAGUGACAUCAAACUUGCCAGCGGCAGCAACGGCACCGUCUCGCCGCCCAUCUCCCCACCCGCCACGCCGUCAGAUGCGAGUGGUCCCGCCACGCCGAGCUUCCUGCGGCCGCGACUGUCCUGCCACCUGCUGCCCAGCUGGGGCGGCGCGAAUGCGCUGUCCGUGUCCGCGCCAGCGGGUUGCUGCGGCCUGGCGCCCCAGCGGCUGGUGGGAGGUGCGUGGGUGGAGGCGGCAGCGGCGCGGGCUCACCGCCUGCGGCGCACAGUGAGCGGCUGAGAUGGGGCGAGAGGCUGUCCAGAUGGGGUGAGAGCCAAUGGUGAGAUUUGGGUUGUGAAAGUGUUUGUAAUGGCAUCUUUCUUCUCACCGUGGCUUUGCCUGAUGCUUGAUGAAGAGCUUUGCUAGGGUUGCGUGGCGCGGGUUACUCGUUUUGUUGUUCACGAGCGUGUUUGAAUUCGUAGAUGCAGAGUGCGCCUAUGAUGCAAUGAUGCAAUAGCAGCAGCGUAUGAUUAGCGAAUGCCGGGGCACGUCAGGGCGCGUCACAGCUCACAGCGGAUGCCCUCCGCGUUGCUUAGCCACAGUGGUUACUCGGCCCUUGACUGUUGGCCCUUGACCCUUGUUGUAGGCAGUUGGGUGGUCUCACAUGAUCGUGCCGCCCUCAAUGGCUGUGGUGUUGCUGAUCCACCCCCUGGCAGGCCAACAAAGUAAACGGUAGGCUGGAAGCUUGCAAGGCAGGAGUGGGGUCGGUUUCAGUUGGUCUAGCGUUGGUUGGCUAGUAACUCCGUACAGGUGCUGCUUAGUCGAGGGCGCCUAGUGUAUCGUUGAUUCCCUUGAUGUGUGUCUGGUGAACAGGGAUGGAGAUUGUUGCUUGUCGGUUCGCUGCCCUGUCUGCAGCUUAUUCUGGGCUGCUGCAUAGCGAAAGGUAGUUGUCCUGUGUACGCACGGUGGGUGGAUAGGGGAGCCACAGGAACUCGCUCAGACAACCGUGAAAUUACAACUUCG